AUGUCAGGAGCCGAGGUUCUAGGCAUCAUAUCUGCCAUAAUAUCGGUCAUCGAUGCAUCAAUCCAACUUUACAAAGCCGCCAAUGACGUCUCCGGCUUGCCCUUCGCCUUUCGCCAAGUCUACUCACGCUUGCCGCUCGUUCUGGACACUCUGAAAGCCGCAGAGAAUGGAUUCGACGAUCAAGGGGACUCUCCAAAUAGCCGCGAGGCCCUCGUCAGACUUUUGGAAAGUUGCGAAAACAAGGCGAGGUCCCUCGAGGAAAUUUUCCGAGACACUAUCUCCCCUCCCCGCAUUUCGAAAGUGAAGAAAUUCUUCAAGGCUAUGAAGACGGUCCCCAAGAAUGGCGAACUUGAAGCGCUAUCCGAAGGCAUUCUCGCAGACCUCAGCGUGUUGACAAGCAAUUACGCCGUGAAAUUCACCACACGACAGGAGAUGGAGAGAUUGGUUAGGCUGUUGGAGGGGGAACCUCGGGACCCGGGAAAUUCCCGUGAUAUGAUGAAUAACAGUAUGGGAUCAAAUCAACAGUACAUUAAGUUGGAUGAGGGCAACCAGUACGUUGCUAUCGGGAAUAGCAUGCAAAUCAAUGGUCCGUCCAGUGGUACUUUCAACUAUAAUUCACGCUAG
Messenger RNA from Colletotrichum costaricense, 624 nucleotides. RefSeq lists its product as uncharacterized. The record is from RefSeq and is a predicted model, not a curated record. Bases 1 to 624 code for a protein of 207 amino acids. The transcript has a single exon. Lineage: Eukaryota; Fungi; Ascomycota; Sordariomycetes; Glomerellales; Glomerellaceae.